Molecule: messenger RNA, 312 nt
Organism: Aspergillus luchuensis
Lineage: Eukaryota; Fungi; Ascomycota; Eurotiomycetes; Eurotiales; Aspergillaceae
Exons: 1
Coding region: 1-312 (103 amino acids)
Source: RefSeq, a predicted model, not a curated record
AUGAUCCUGGCUCGGAUGGUGAAACUGGCGUUGCCUUGGGACCUGUCACUUUGGUUUCUGAUUAUCUUACAGCCUUACGUUGAAAACGAGUCAGCGCAACUGCAUGAUGGUGAUGGUUCAUUCUAUUCUAUCGCGCGCGAAAGAGCAAUUGCGCAGAAAAAUUUUCUCAACGAUGACAAUCAUGUCCUCAUUCUCUUUAGCUUCUGCUCUGUUGGCUUGACUCCUUUUUUUUUUUAUUUGGUUUGCCGCUUCUCUUGUUUCUUUCCUCUCAAUUUCCCCCCCUUCUCAAUCCAGUCCAUUGAACUUACCUGA